Molecule: messenger RNA, 8575 nt
Organism: Humulus lupulus (European hop)
Lineage: Eukaryota; Viridiplantae; Streptophyta; Magnoliopsida; Rosales; Cannabaceae
Exons: 2
Coding region: 7398-8429 (343 amino acids)
Source: RefSeq, a predicted model, not a curated record
UUUUUUUAAUACUCGACUUUAAAUUGUAUAUUUAUCUUUAACAUUACUUGGUUCAAAAUAUUCGCAUAUGGGACAGGUCCCAUUUUAUUUACUUUAUAUCUACUACUAGACUUUUUCCUUUUUUAUGCAAGAACUUAGAAAUAUUAUUUUUGUUAUAUUUUUGUAUAAAUAAAAUUAAUUAUUCUUGUCAUUUAUAGAAGCAUGUGGAUAUUCGAAUAUCGAAAAGAGUCUUUUGGAAUCGACAAGCAAGAGAAAUAAUGUUCUUAUAAUUUAAAGCUUUUUUUUACGGUUCAUGUGAUUUUGGGUUUAUUUUUUUAAUAUUAAUUUGAAAAUUCAGUUUUAAACAAUUAAAGUAGACUUUUAAUAUUGUAAAUUGGUAAAAUAUGCUCAACUUAAAUUUUGUCAAUAAUAAAUUCAAAGGCUGUUCAGAUUUUCUUUUUUCGUAUAUAUGAGUUCCAUAAUCUAGUAAUUUAUUUUCAUACUUGUGUAAUUUUAAUUAUACUUAGUUAUGUGUUUUCCUAUUAAAAUUUAAUAUUUAGGGCUUUGGACUAAGGGACCCUAGGUUUGGAUCCUUGUCGACGUUAAGGACUUGGCACAUAACAUCGAGAGUAUGUUUGGAUUUGUUGGAUGUGCAACAGUAUGCACAAGAAUGGAUAUUCAUCUUAAUGAUGGUUCAACUAUUUGACCUUUUUUUUUUUUUUUGGGUAAAAAGUACCUUUUUUCUGACAAAAAAAACCUAUUUCCCGUUUUUUUUUUAUAUAAAUUUUUUACUGUGCUUUAUUGAUAUUGUGCAUAUCGAGGCAAUUUUGAAUGUCUCUCUAUUUUCCUUCUUGCGCAAGAAUUUUAUGAAAUUCUCCCAUUUAUUAUUACCCUAAUCUUCAAAUUUUACAUAUAGAUUUGUUAUUUGACAUCUUAAUAUGUCCAACACCACAUGAGAUUAUACCUAAUAAUUAGUUAGCGAUACCUCAUAAUACUUAUUAAAUUCAAAUAUGUUGGAUCCAGUAUUGAAUUGUACCAAUAACGAUACGCCACUUUCUUGUGUGUUGAGUGUGACGUACUGCAACAUGACACCUCCAAAGGGUCAUUUUGUAUGUAUGAGCAUGCUUUAGUGCUUGAUCAUUAGUCAAACCUUCCACCAAGUAACCUCAGGGGUAAGGGAUGACACUUUUGUAAUUAUGUAUAUGUCUCCCAUAUGUUCCUAGAAAGACUUUAUUUCCUUAGAAUGUUCCUUAGGGGGAGGUGACCUGGUGACUUAGGGAAGCACCAUGGCCAUCAGUAGAUAGGGGCUUAAGCUGUGUACUCCCUUGCCCUAUCAAUGCCAUAUAUGAAUAAAAUAAUGUUUAUCCAUGUUUUGUUGUGUAUGCUUUCUUUAUGAUCUAUGUGUUGCUUGUUUGUUACCUUGGUUGGGCCAUCGCGUGCCACUUGCCUAUAUUUUAUGCUCUAAUUGUUGUGUGGGAUGUUGUCUUUGGAUGGCUUACUUUGUGCUUGUUCAUGCUUCGUCAUUGCCCUUACAUGUGCGAGACUUGUAUCAUGGCUAACCAUUGAGUUUGUUUGCCGCAGGUGUGAGUUUUAGGCUGACUUGCUGGCUGAGGGUGCUAACAAGUGUCGCACGUUCCGUCAAUUCGAGGAGUCAAGUUGGCGGCCCGUGACAGUUGGUAUCAGAGCCAGGUUAGAGAAAGCUUGGUGACCCUGCAUGAUGGUGAGCAACACUCAAAUGAUCGAAGCGCUGGAGAGGCGCGUUGGAGAGCUAGAUGGUCUGGACGAGAGGGUCAGGGAUCUUAGCUCUGUUAGGCUGGAACCAGAUUCGGACAACACACAAAACCGCGUGGCUAUGUUAGAGUAGGACACGACCAAUCUACUAGCCCGCAUAACUGCAAUCGAGCAAAUGGAGAACCUUUCAAGUACAUCCAAUAGUCCUCAGAGGGAGGAGCGUAUUGAGGUAGUGGAACGAGCAGUGAAAGACCUACAAGAUACACUAAAUGACCUCGUAGAGAAUUGUAGGGGGUUAGUUGAGGCGUUGAAGGACGAGAUGUUGGAGAUGAACACUAAGCUGGACCUUACCAUGAGGGUAGUUGGGAAUCAGCCAGCAACUGGACCCAUCGGCAUGGAAUACGAAAGAGUAAAAGUACCUGAGCCGAGGCCCUGUGGCGGGGCUAGAGACGCAAACUUCCUCUUUGACAUGGAGCAUUACUUUAGAGCCGUGAGAGCUGGAUCAGAAGAUGGCAAGGUCGUCGUAGCAACAAUGUACUUGUCCGCGCGAUGCAAAAGUGUGGUGGAGGACGAAGUACGAUGACAUUCAGAACGGCAGAUGAACCAUAGCAACAUGGGAAGAUCUAAAGAGAGAAUUGAAGACGUAGUUUCUCCCUGAAAAUGUUGCAUACAUAGCUCGACGCCAAUUGAGAGAGCUGAAGCACACUGGAACAAUCUGAGAAUACGUGAAGAAAUUCUCUAGGUUGAUGCUUGAUAUCGAAGUGGACAAGCUCUUGGCCUUUUUGGAAGGUUUGAAGCCUUGCGCAAAGUAAGAGCUCAAGAGACAGUGAGUAGCUGACCUGGCCACUGCUCUAGCUGCUGCCGAACGACUUACUGAUUACUCAUCAGGGAACAUUCAAUCGAAGAAGACUAAUCCUUCACCUAUCGGAAGCAACGUUGGGGGUAAGAAGUUGGGAAAGUCUUGGUAAAGCAAGAGUGGGGGAGGAGAGAAGAGGAGUGUGGAGUCUAACUCUCCUAACAAAGGUAGUAGCCCCCCAUUCAAGAAGCCUCUUACAUGUUGGAUCUAUACCAGACCGCAUAAGUCAACAUAAUGUCCUCACAAAUCCAAGAUGAGUGACCUCCAGGCAUCAUUUUCCCAAGGGGAGCAAGCCAACGAAGAGGAGGAUGAAGAAUAUACGCACAUGGGUGCCCUCAGGAUGGUAAAUGCUCUCAAGAAACAUGGUGCGAAAGUAAGGAAAACCCUUGGAAAAGGAUUGAUGUAUGUGGAUGCCACUCUAAACGGUAAAAUGGCCAGAAGCGUGACGAUUGACAAGGGCGCCACUCACAACUUCAUUUUUGAGAUCGAAGCUAAACGUCUGGGAUUGAAAUGGGAGAAAGACUAUGGCCGAAUGAAAGCGGUUAACUCAGAAGCCUUAGCCACAACCGGCGUGGCUAGGAAGGAGAACAUGAAGAUUGGCUCGUGCGAGGGGUAAACUGACUCGAUGGUCGUGUGAAUGGACGACUUGUUGGGAAACUCAUAUAUGAUCUUUAUUUAUUUUCAUGUGGAUCUAAUAUUAAACAAAUUAAUAUGAGAUAACUUAGAACAUGUUUCUAAAAUUGAAUUCAAAGAGAAAUAAUGAUAAGAAUACUUACAUUAUACGCAUCGGAAUGAAUGAGUCCUUCCUUUAGUUUCUCUAACCCUUGUAUCCUUUUUGUCGCAGAGUAUUACCAAGAAACUGAACCGAUCUUCAAUUUUCUUUACAACCUUCCCAAGUAUCCUUAGAAUCACUUAGACUAGGGUGGGAAAUUCUUAAACCAUCGUUUAACUUCUUCAUCAGAAGCUAUAGAUGUUCAUAUCUAUGAUUAACACUACCACUCAAUUAUACUACCGAGUUCCCAAGAUGCAAGUAUGGGUUAGUCCACAGGGUAAGAUGGUAACGAACAAGUCAAAGAACUCAAAUAAUACAAUCAGUUAGAACACUAACCACUUAAAAUUGAGAUUGAAUUGACCUAUGGUCAUCUAUAUGAUAUGACUAGAAUAGAUAAUAACAGUAUGUUUACUUAUCCUAUCAACUGUCAAUAUAUAUCCAGUCCGAUGUAACAAAUACAUCCGAUCUUAUCUACUUUGCUAAUGUUCUGGAAAGAACAUAACACUGUGAUGUGUAAGUAGAACAUAUCGUGAUUGGCAAGUCAAUGUAAAUCAUGUGCACUGACUAAUCUUAGGACUAACUUAUCUUGAACAUAUAAUCAUAUUUAUAUUCCACUGUGAUUACGUCACUAAAAAUACGAUUAGCUAUGUUGACGCGGUUCUUCGGCAACAUAUAAUUAUAUAAAUAAGGAGAGGGAUUAGUGCUAAAUGAUGAACCGUAACAGAUGAAUGAUCUCAAAGGAAGACUAUAACACCAAUACUUUUUUUAGGUGGUUCAAAGGUUAAAAUCCUUCUAGUCCACCAGUCAAUAUUAUUGAUAUAUCUCAGAUAUUCCUUACAGGAUGUUUCUUUACAAAUUAGAAGCCAACCCUUUGCAACUCCCAGGGUUUCCAUAUUUAUAGGGAGAGGACACCUGGGUGUUGGCAAAGGAGGUCAUCCCAUGACCUUCUUACCCAUCAUGUCACUUCUGCGACAUUCAUGAUUAAUUCCUAAAACCUGACAAUGAAGUGUGGUCUAAUCAAUAGGUAAGGGGGAUAAUGGGCCGCAUGACUCAAAAUAGUCGUGGGGUGUCUGAACACGCACGUUUAUGCUGCGUUUCCGAGAAUUCAAGAAUGGAGUAGACAUGUGAUGUCUGAUAUAUGCACGUUUACAUUGCGUGGUUGACUUUAUAAAGGGUCGGAGGUGUUAACUCAAGCUCGUACCCCGAGCUUGAUGUAAUCUCAGCUCGUGGUGUCCACGCUGCUGAUCUGAUGCCUUAGUAAUCUCACUAAACCUUUGGCUAUCUCGAGCUAGAGAGGUAGAGACUCGUAACAACAGCUCCGGGAAGGUGGCUUCCACGUGGCUGAUAGAAUUAUGCCCUUUUCUAGCUCGCUAAUAACCCGUGGAUAUUUAGGGCGUACAUUUGCCCCCCAAGCCCCUGCUCGUGGCACAUGACGUCACCUGGGGCCACAGUGGGGGAUUUUAGGCUUCUUUGUGGACUCUUCAUAUCCCACCCAUUACACUGGUAUCGGAUACGUGGAGCAUCGUGGUUGGUGAUGGUCCGUCUUCCGAGAACCGCAUUAAAUGGCCUAGCCUAUCUUCGGCUGUCGUUUCAUCUUUUGAGUAGUGAUCCUCGUAUCCCACAUCAAGACAAUCGAAUGACCCUCAUCCUUUGGCCUUUUACGUAUAUAUAAGUUUGGCCACCCUUCGCAUGAGCUACCCUUUUAUUUGAAAAUUUUCUCAUCUUCUUUCUUCUUCCUUCUCAAUCUCAAAACCCUUUUCUCUCUUCCGGUCACCAUUCCCGACAUUCCUGAGUUUCAGACACGAGGGUUCUUUCGUGACUCCGGUGCCAACGAUUUUAACAGGAUUCCAACUCCGACGCUCUUUUCAGUCAUUAUGCAGCAAAAAUUUCUGUAAGUCCUCCGUUUGUUGUAUGCUUUAAACGUUUUUCCUUUUCCUUGCUUAGGUAAACUUUCUUCUUUGUCGCAUGCAGUAGGUUGUUUGUAUUUUGUUUUUCUUUGCUGGUAUUUUGUGCGUAGGCUUUUAUCCUAGGGGUAUCGAUCGUAGGAAAGAGAAUGCUUAGGAACAUGACUCAUAGGAAAAAGUUCUGGGGUGAUUUUUUGGGUAAAAUUUUUCAUGCCUGUUUGGAACAACAAGUUUCUAGGGUGCAAAAACUGGGUAGUUUAGGGGACACGCUUCACAGGUGGUUUUUCCUUUCGAAACUUUCCUUCCAAGGAAAAAUUUAUCCUGACCCUCCUGACACACGGAUCCCGAGCAAUCGGGGACCCGUUGGGAGCACAGGCGCGUGUUCAUAGAACCGCGUGGUCUCACUCGCCGCGGGCUGAGAUUACCUCAGCCCGUGUAAAGGAAACCCUUCGCGCUAGAUUCUUUCUUAUGCUUAGGUUGCCUUUUCUAAACUUUCUUCUUUGUUCGUUAGGCGACCAGAUGGCACCCAAGAAGAGCGCAUCCAAGAAAAGUGCUGGCAGCUCGUCUUCCCAGCAAGCCAGCAAAGGUAAAGAGGUGGCAACAGACUCCCCGAUCCCCAACUUUGGUCCCACCGUGAAGAAGGAGGUCGAGGUGGGGCCCGAUGACUUUUUCGAGGCCGAGAGGAUUGUCUCGAAGGUCACCACCCAGGGGAAAGUUAUCAAGAUAAUGCUGUCCCACAAUAUAGAGAUUGGGAAGGGCGCCUUGGACGCCCGGCCUCCCCUUGAGGGGGAGCGGAGCUGCGCGCCGCUCGACGAGGAGUACGCGGCCUGGAGCGAUGAACAUCUCAAGGCUGGGGCCUUUCUUCCCCUGGACCAGUAUUUCGCGGACUUCUUAAAUUACGUGAAACUGGCUCCCUUCCAGCUCCCCCCUAACUCCUAUCGUCUGUUAGCAGGGUUGAAGUAUUUGUUCCUGAAGCAGGAAUGGGAGGUCCCCAUGCCGGCGGACAUUCUUGACUUCUUUUGCCUCAAAGCCAGUCCGGAGCAACGGGGGAAAGGUGACGAGUUCUACUACUUGACCUGUUUUCCCAAUUUGGCUGCGAUCAUCGAGCUGCCCAGCCACCCCAAUGACUUCAAGGAUCAAUUCUUCAUGUCAAAGGGGUUUCGCAACUACGAAUACCAUUAUUUCAACCGUCCUCGUAAGUCCCUUCUAACUUUAGCUCGCUAGCUUGUCGCUGAUUAGUCUCUUUCCAUUCGUUGCUGACUUAAAAACUAUCAUGCAGCUAUUUUCGCGAGGACGGCUAAGUCAGUGACCCUUGGGGGUCAAUACGAAACCUUGGCGGGGCUCCCCCCAAGUGAAAAAUAUUACCGCCAUCUCGUGUCUGAUGAGACGAUGCUGGCGUGUAAGUUAAUUUCCCCAGGCCAGACUCUGGCCUUGAGGGGACCACAGACCAUCCCCGCUGCUCACGAGAUGGCGCCCAUCCCCGAGGAGGAGGCCGCGGACGAGGACGAGGACGAGGAGGACGAGGUGCCCCUCGUGCACCAGAAGCGGGCUCUGGAGGUCGCCCAGGAAGUCAAUGCAGAGAGGACCUAGUCCGGGGCAGUAGCCGGCCCCUCCGGCCAAGGUAACCCUUAUUUAUUUAGGGACUUAGACAGGGCCACUGUAGACCUACGACUUGCUAGGUUUAACCCCGGCCAACUCGUUCACCACCACCAAAACGACCCAGACUGCGACAUCACCCUACUCCAAUGUGUUGACCAGCUUGUGCUGUGUCAUGACAUGAGUCGCCCUAGGGGUACCGUAGUAGUAGAUAAUACCCUGGCCUUUAGGUCGGCCUUCUUUGAGGAGUACGGAAGCAAUCUUAGAUUCUGGUCCUCCCUCCUGGAGGGCGUAGUAGCUCCGGGUCUUAGGCAGUAUGUAGAGGAGUCCAGUCCUGAGGUUGACUGGAGCCAGAGCCUCCUCUCACCCGCGAAGUCAUUAUCUUAGACUCCCCCGUAGAAGCUUCGGGGCCAGAGGUCGUGACAAUAGAUUCCUCCUCUAGCUCGGAGGGUAAGACCCUUUUCAAUACAUACUUAAGCUCUGCUUUCUCUUUUUUUUUUUUGCACAAAUAUUUUUACAUGCAUAUUAAUGCUUUGCUGUCUUCGUUUCAAAUGAGGAGAUGUCGCAGUCCGGGGACAACGUUCUGCGGUCUAUGUUCCAGGGAGGAAACCCCUCCUCCGGGCCUUUGGUGAAGAGGCUCCGGCUGGCCAAGAAGACCACUAGGACUUCUUCCAAGUCUCCUGCCAAGGGGAAAAACCAAGGCCCUUCUGCCAUAGAGAAAGUGCCUCCACCUCCUCCUGCAAUGGAGAAGAUGGCUCCACCUCCACCGCGACCUCCUGUCCCUACUAGGGAACAGGAGGUGCCCACUGGGACCUUGUCAGCUCCGACCCCCGGUGUGCGCGUCUUGGUUAACCCCCAGGCCUUGGAGAAAGUCCCCGAGGUCUUUAGGGGGACGGUCUACGAAACCGCGACCUACAUGGUGGACCACUGCUACAAUGCCACCCCGAGAGAUUUGCUAGAGAUCGAGACAAGGAGCCCCGAGAACGUGAUGGAGUCUUCAUUGGGGAUGACCCUCACAGUGGCUUUGGCCCUCCACCGGAGCAUAUCUCGAUCCAGGGCCAGGAUCGAGGAGAUCAGGGGCGAGCACCAGGCUGCUCAGGUUGCCCUUGCGUCUGCUCAACAACAGGAGCGGGAUGCCAAGGCGGCCCUGGAAGCUGCCCGAGAAAAUGAGAGGGUCGCCCAGGCCGCUUCGGUUGCUGCGCAGACCGAGCUGGAGGCAUCUCGGGCCAAGCUGCAGGAGGCCGAGGCCACCAGGGUCGCCCUAGACACCGUGAAGAUCGAGGUCGAGGAGGCCAAGGAUGCCCGGGCCACCCUAGACGCCGCGAAGGUCGAGGUCGAGGAGGCCAAGGCUGCUCUGGUGGCGGAGAAGGAAGCUUCCAGCUCCUCCAUGGAGGCCAUGCUGUACCACUGCUGGGCCUUCAACCAAGAUGGUGACUUUUCCUUCUUGGGGCCGGACGUGUGGGGGUCCUUUGUGGAGAAGUUUAAAGCUCGCCUUCAACAAGAGGCGCCCUCCGAGAUCGGGGAGACUUUCACUACCACCGAGCAGGAUGGCAAGGGGGUGACUUCAUCAGAGCGGCCUGGCGGGGCUUAGGAUUUUUCUCCUUUCCUUUUAUCAUUUACUUUUUUUUUUGUAAUUUUUCAUCAUGAGGUUUUUAUCCUCGAAACAAUUGGUAUCCCCAACUUUAUUUCAAUUUAUUUACAUAUUUUUGCCCCGACCUUAUGGUUACUUCUCUUCAA